AUGCCUCUCUUUGACCAUGCCCAGGACAUAGUCAUCAAUGGCGGCAACUUCAACGACUUCUCAACCAAUGGAUUGGAUCCUCUUGUGUUUCUCGAGCAAUGUAGUGCUCCAGGAGCCAUGCACGACUCUAUGGAGCGAUUCCCUCCGCCACGGUGCCAUGCGGAGACCAGAAAGCGGGCGCUGGGAAUCAUAGAGCAUUGGGGGACUUUGCCUAGGGUCGACAGGGAGAAACGCUUCUUCUGGCUCCAUGCGCCAGUGGGCAUGGGCAAAACGACCAUCGCGCAGACUAUUGCUGAAGAAUUUGAGGCAAAGAACAUUCUUGGCGCCUCGUUCUUCUUCUCGCGGACGGACGCCAACAGGAAUAGAGCCGAGCGCUUUGUUGCUUCGCUAGCUCUCCAACUCGCUAUUUCCAUCCCCACACUCAAGCCCCACGUCGGGGCGGCUUUGCGAGCCAAUCCGGCCAUUCUCCGCAAGGCACUACCCAUCCAGUUGCAAAAAUUAAUCAUCGAGCCGUUCAGGAAGAUCCCGCCUCUUGAAGACGAUAAAGUGGUUGCCAUCGACGGUCUGGACGAAUGCGAGGGGACGCGGCCGGACGCACAGGAUAAGGAGAAGGAGCAACUCUUGAUCCUCCAUCUCAUCGAAACCAUGCUUGAUGCCGACCUUCCACUAAAUUUCUUCCUCGCGUCUCGUCCUGAGGCUUGGAUUCAAGAAGCUCUCGAGGAGUCGCCAUCUCUCUCCGAUACCACACAGCGACUGGACCUGUUCGAAGACUCCGAGAAGGGUGCAGACGUUGAACGCUACUUCCGCGAUCAUCUCGAGCGUAUACGACAUAGCAAGCGGCAUCGCCUAUGCUUCUCCAAGCUCACCGAACCAUGGCCGCCUGAAGAUAUCGUUCAGGACAUCAUCGGCAUCGCAAGCGGGCAAUUCGCCUACGUCGAUGUCAUCAUCCGCUGCCUCGACGACCCUUACAGCAACCCGGUCGUCCAACUGAAAGCCAUUAUCAGAAGAACUAGCCACCGUGAUAGUCAUCACCCCAUGCAACAGCUGGAUGAUUUGUAUCGGCAGAUUUUGGGAGCCACACCUAAUCGCGACGAAAUGAUGAAAGCGCUCGCAUGGAUAGUUUUCAACCCUCGUCCCCAAACCACCAGCCACCUCUUAUUCCGCGCCUAUGACACAAUCAUGGGAAGUGAGCCAGGAGACAUGGCCCGCGCCCUCCGUGGCCUUCAUGCCCUGGUCCGAGUACCAAACGAUGAUGUGAAAGACGCAUGGUCUGGGGACAUGAUAUUCCACCGCUCUCUGGUCGAGUUCCUUAGGACACCAGUCCGAGCUAAGACCGAGUUCUUUCUGGACAAUUAUUGGCCAUUCCUUGCACGCUAUCGAUGCUUGGUCUACCUGUCGGAGAACCCCGUCCCAUCGCCCAGCACAUUAUCAGAACGCAAAGACAUCUAUGCUUACGCCAAAGAAUUCCGUCCAUCCGAAGGUUGGUGCUACAUAUACUACGGAGUAUGGGUAAAGCCAGAUUUCAGCCACAUGGUUCUACGCUUUGCUCGUCUCUUCCUUGCUUAUGAUCCAGGACCAGAUAUUCUGGGAUUCCGUCAUUGGUCGACUUACUACCAUGCAUCCGAUGUGGAGGAGAAGAUGGUGGAAAGUUACCACCACUUCUCAGCUGAACCUUCACUCCUGCGCGAGUGCUUUAUUCAUUGGCGUACAACCUAUCAUCGUCAACUGGACGUCACGGAGUGCGGGCUGGGUUCACAGGAUCGCCUUUUCCUGUACCGCGUAUUCGAUGCUCUCCAUUCAGUGGGCGCUAACCACGAUGCGCCUCAACAAUUGGAAUUCAAGUACCGUCAACCAGAUUAUGUUCCUGAGCUCAGGCUACAAUCUGACGACCGGGAGAUACAUGGAUUCCUGUCAAUAAACGGUCUGUCGAUGCAUCCUCGCACCUCCCUCGCACACGAAAUGCCGAUAUCCUUGGUAUCCCUUGUUUAUACCACUCUUCCUAUCGAUUUCUACCACCUCGUCCGUGCAGUGCAGCCCAGGGCCAAUGGAUUGUUGGAAUGUGCACCCAGGGUGAUCAAUACAAUGUGGACUGACCUGCUGCGACUCAAGGAGCCGCACCAAGGGAGUCGAAGUCAAAGGUUGACUGUGCCCAGGCGUAUGUUCUCGAUGCUGCAUCUCAUUCGCUCCCCGGACAAGAUUGACUUGCUUAAGGCUCCAUGUGAGGCAGCCAGGUUGUGGGACACCGGUAAAUGCAAGUUCCACCCAGUCGAGCAUAUGGUCCGCAGAGAAAUCAUUCGGUGUGCGCUUGACAUGAAUAUGCCCAUGGCUCUCGCCAUAUCGACUUGGUGGAAAGCUGCGAUUACGACAGCAACGUUCUUGGACUCGACUGAAAGGGAACACUAUGAGCUCUUACUCAGAGAGGCAAACUCGUUUAUUAGCCGGUUAGAUUGA
Coprinopsis cinerea okayama7#130 is the source of this 2451-nucleotide messenger RNA. Its product is annotated as NWD2. The record is from RefSeq and is a predicted model, not a curated record. Bases 1 to 2451 code for a protein of 816 amino acids. The transcript has 4 exons. Lineage: Eukaryota; Fungi; Basidiomycota; Agaricomycetes; Agaricales; Psathyrellaceae.